Zingiber officinale is the source of this 930-nucleotide messenger RNA. RefSeq names its product leucine-rich repeat receptor-like protein kinase PEPR1. The coding region runs from base 1 to 930 and encodes 309 amino acids. Lineage: Eukaryota; Viridiplantae; Streptophyta; Magnoliopsida; Zingiberales; Zingiberaceae. Gene Ontology annotation, molecular function: protein binding. The record is from RefSeq and is a predicted model, not a curated record. The transcript is spliced from 3 exons.
AUGACCAUAGAUGACCUCACAGAAAUGGAUGUUAGUCAAAAUGAUCUAGAGGGGAACAUCUCUUUUAGUUCAAAAACAAUAUGCAAGUUGGAGAGAUUAAUUUUCUCCGGCAAUGUAUUUGAAAGCAAUAAUAUGCUUAAUGGGACAAUACCUCCAGGCCUUGCAAACUUUUCGAGUUUGAAGAGGUUGGUUCUUUCACACAACAAUCUUAGUGACUCAAUUCCAGAAUUCUUUGUGGCAUCAAAUUUGCUAUAUAUUGAUUUAAGUUUCAACAAACGCAAUGGACAAAUUCCUCAAACUGUAGGGAACAUUGUGAAUCUGACCAUGAUCAACUUAUAUAUGAAUAAGCUUGAUGGACCGAUACCUCGACAAAUAGAAAACCUAUCCAACCUUCAGCUUCUGAAUCUGUUCAAUAACAAUUUGUAUGGUCCAUUGCCUUUUGAAUUAUCAGAAGGUCAUCGAUUAUUUGCAUUGGACUUGAGAUUCAACUCUUUCAAUGGAACAAUAUCGACAAACUUUGAAAAUUUAUCUCAUCUCUCUCAGUUGAUACUGCAAGAGAAUGAUUUCAGUUGUAGUUCGGAGGAAACAAGUUGGGAGGGACCAAUGAACAUGAUCAUGAAUUUUCUGCUGUUGUUGCUCUUGGCUAUCUUUCAACUAAGCAAUGCCUUGAACUCUGAUGGAACUGCACUAUUAGCCCUUUCCAGCAACUUGAUACUUUCUCAAUCAGUGAACUCUACCUGGAAUUCAUUAGACCCAAGUCCCUGUAGAUGGGCGGGAAUCAGUUGCGACAAAAGUGGAUAUGCCACUUCAAUUGUGCUUCCUGCACUACGAAUUUCUAGUUCUCUGGGCAAAGAAAUUGUGUUGCUUAUUCGUCUGAAGGAACUAAAUCUUGCUGCCAAUGAUCUUUCUGGAUUAUUCCCUCAGAAUUAG